CAAUACACAAGAUCCCUUUGGUGAGCUAUGUUCAAGCAAACCUGCACCGACCUGACCAAGCUGCCGAAGCAACGGGUUCGCCAAUGGCUGUCCUCCAUCGAAUCGGUGAUCUGCGAUGCGGACGGAGUGCUUUGGCACUUUUCCAAGUCUCUCGAUGGGGCAAUUGAUACCUUCAACCAGUUGAACAGCUCCGGCCGAAAGACCUUUAUUAUUUCGAACAACUCGGAGCUUUCGCGAAUGGAAAUGGCCAAGAAGGCAAAGGAUUUUGGCUAUGGUAUCGAGAAAGAAAAUAUCCUGACUUCGGCCUAUUCGGUCGCCAAUUUCCUGGCCACCAAGAAGUUCCAGAAGAAGGCGUUCGUCAUGGGCGAAAGGGGAAUCCAUCACGAGUUGGAGGAGUGUGGCAUAUGUUCGAUGAAGGUAUCAGAGACGCUGCAGAAACCGAUUCAUGAGUUCGUGGCUGAAUUAAAACAGGAUCCCGAUGUUGGGGCAGUGGUUGUGGGUCGCGAUGAGGGCUUCAACAUGGCCAAGUUGGUGCGGGCUGGCACCUAUUUGCUGAAUCACGAGAUAAUAUUUCUGGGCACUUGCCUGGAUGCCGCCUAUCCGAUUGGCAAUAAUCGAGUGAUGAUUGGCGCCGGUGCCACCUUGGCGGCCAUGAAGGUCCUUACUGGACGAAAGCCACUGGUCACGGGAAAACCCAAUCCCUGGAUGGCGGCUCCACUCCUGCAAGCCGGUCUUAUCAAACCGGAAAGCACCUUGAUGGUGGGCGACACACUGGAUACGGAUAUCCACUUCUCUGCGAACUGUGGCUUCCAGUCCCUGAUGGUCGGCAGUGGUGUCAACACCCUGAAGGAGGUGCACAAGAUCAUCGAGGAGGGCGAUCCAAAGAAGAAAGUCCUCAUUCCGGACACCUACCUUCCCAGCUUUGGCCACUUGCUGGAGUUCCUCUGCUAGACCGCAUACAAAUUGUAAAUUAUCAUUGCCCAACGAUUUCUGCAUAAAAUCAAUACCAC
Molecule: messenger RNA, 1010 nt
Organism: Drosophila takahashii
Lineage: Eukaryota; Metazoa; Arthropoda; Insecta; Diptera; Drosophilidae
Product: chronophin
Molecular function (GO): phosphatase activity
Source: RefSeq, a predicted model, not a curated record